Molecule: messenger RNA, 1454 nt
Organism: Triticum dicoccoides
Lineage: Eukaryota; Viridiplantae; Streptophyta; Magnoliopsida; Poales; Poaceae
Product: putative 12-oxophytodienoate reductase 4
Exons: 2
Coding region: 185-1294 (369 amino acids)
Molecular function (GO): oxidoreductase activity; FMN binding
Source: RefSeq, a predicted model, not a curated record
UUACUCAAAGUCGCAACUAGCAUGGAUGCGACGUGGACAGAUUGAAUCUCACACCAUUUUUACAUAUUAUAUACACUCUCACUGAUCCCAUGGCGUGUGCAGUGUGCUAUAUAAAUUAAUGGAUGCCUCCACCUCAACCGCUCAUCUCCCUUGAUCAAAGAUCAGAGCUCAGGAGCUCGCAGCAAUGGAGCCGCAGGCCGAGCCCAAGCCCAUCCCGCUGAUGACGCCGUACAAGAUGGGCGCGUCGCUAGACCUCGCCCACAGGGUGGUGCUGGCUCCUCUCACGCGGCAGCGCUCCUACGGCAACGUGCCGCAGCCGCACGCCGCCGUCUACUACGGGCAGCGCGCCACGCCCGGCGGCAUGCUCAUCACGGAGGCCACGGGGGUCUCCGACACGGCGCAGGGGUACACCGACACCCCUGGCGUCUGGACGGCGGAGCAGGCCGAGGCGUGGCGGCCCGUCGUCGACGCCGUGCACGCCAAGGGCGCCCUCUUCUUCUGCCAGCUCUGGCACGUCGGCCGCGUGUCGAAGUACGGGUUCCAGCCCGGCGGCGCCGCGCCGGUGUCGAGCACGGAGAGGAUGGUCGGGCCGCAGGUCAGGCACGACGGCUCCACCGAGGAGUUCUCGCCGCCGAGGAGGCUGGCGGCGGAGGAGAUCCCCAUGAUCGUCGACGACUUCAGGAAAGCCGCACGCAACGCCAUCAACGCCGGAUUCGACGGCGUCGAGAUCCACGGCGGCAACGGGUACCUCAUCGAGCAGUUCCUCAAGGACAGCGCCAACGACCGGGACGACAGCUACGGCGGCAACCUGGAAAACCGGUGCCGCUUUGCGCUCGAGGUGGUGGACGCCGUCGCCAAGGAGGUGGGUGCCCACCGCGUGGGCAUCCGCCUCUCGCCCUUCAUGGACUACAUGGACUGCCACGACUCCGACCCACACGCGCUCGGCCUUCACAUGGCCACGAAGCUCAAUGACCACGGCAUCCUUUAUCUCCACAUGAUUGAGCCCCGGAUGGCCCUCGUCGACGGCCGGCGCGUGGUCCCGCACCGCCUGCUGCCCUACAGGGAGGCCUUCAAGGGCACCUUUAUUGCGAAUGGCGGGUACGACCGGGAGGAGGGGGACAAGGCGGUCGCAUCGGGGUAUGCCGACCUCGUCUCGUUUGGGCGGCUCUUCCUUGCGAACCCAGACCUGCCGAAGAGGCUAGAGCUCAACGCGCCGCUUAACAAGUAUAAUAGGUUGACGUUUUACAUCUCCGAUCCCGUCGUCGGCUACACCGACUACCCGUUUCUUCCUUGAUGUGUCAUUGAACCAUGAAUAAUGAUUGAUCCAUAUAUUGCCAUGUGAAAUUCAAACGGAACCUUUUCUUUUUCUCGGCCCUUCCCUUUUCCCCACAUGUACAAUGUGGCUUUCUUAUGUACAAUUUUUCCGGCUGUAUAGAAGUCGCAAAAUUCUGAGU